UCAGCCUGCGUUCUGACCUCGCUAUCCUAAACAAAGAUGGCGGCGUGUGUGUUACGGAGCUGGGGGAUUCUGUCUACUCUUACCAGCUUUAGUAGGAAACAGACACUGCGGCUACUCGGUGUGGAGCUCCACAGCAGACACGAAGUGAACCGACGACGCCUGCAGUGUUCCACAUGCGGGCUCCUGAAUGUGCAACAAAAACGGUUCAUGUCGUCCAGAAGGGCAGAAGGGAAGGUGCUCGAGACGGUGGGUGUAUUUGAAGCACCAAAGCAGCAUGGCAAAUAUGAAACAGGGCAGUUGUUCCUACACAGUGUGUUUGGCUACAGAGGCAUCGUCCUGUUCCCCUGGCAUGCUCGACUUUAUGACCGCGACGUCACCCCUCCAGCAUCUGACAGUAAACCAGAGACUCCCGGAGCACAUGGGUCAAAGGAGGUGAAGGGAAAAACACACACAUAUUAUCAAGUCCUUAUUGACACCAGAGACUGUCCACACAUAUCGCAGAGAUCACAGACAGAGGCAGUGACAUUUUUAGCCAAUCAUGAUGACAGCAGAGCUCUGUAUGCUAUCCCAGGUCUGGACUACGUGAGCCAUGAGGAUAUUUUGCCAUAUAAUUCUACAGACCAGGUGCCCAUUCAGCAUGAGCUGUUUGAGAGGUUUCUCAUGUUCAACCCAUCUAAAGUGCCUUCAUUUAUAGCGAGAGACACACUGCGUGCAUGGCAAGAGAAGAACCAUCCAUGGCUGGAGUUGUCCGAUGUCCACAGGGAAACUACAGAGAAUAUCAGAGUGACUGUCAUCCCCUUUUACAUGGGCAUGAGGGAAGCACAGAAUUCCCAUGUGUACUGGUGGCGCUACUGCAUCCGUCUCGAGAACAUGGGUAAUGAGGUGGUGCAGCUGAGAGAACGACACUGGAGGAUCUUCAGCCUUUCAGGAACACUGGAGACAGUCAGAGGCAGAGGGGUGGUGGGCCGGGAGCCUGUAUUGUCCAAAGAGCAGCCAGCGUUCCAGUACAGCAGUCACGUCUCAUUACAAGCCCCCAGCGGACACAUGUGGGGCUCCUACCGGUUUGAGAGGCCCAACGCCACAUUCUUCGAUGUGCGCAUCCCUCCCUUCUCUCUCGAAAGCAAGAAGGAUGAUAUCCCCAACAGCUUCCUGCCCGGCCCCUUCACCUCACUGGCUUAAGAGCUCAGAGCCUUGCCCUGCUGUGCUCGUCCAAAAACCCUGCCAAGCCCAGCCUGUAUUCCUGUCUUACAUCUUCAACAACGUGUCCCUGACCUAUUAAUUAGCUGUUUCAGCCCAAUUUUUCUCCAUGUGCAUUAAUUCAUGCAGCAACUAAUAUAAUAAUAAAAUAAUUUGUAUAAUAUAAAAUACUGUCAUUUGGAUUCAAGCACAAGACAAGCUCUUAACAGGAACAAGUAACCUAUAUGGACAAAAGUUUGUGGAUACCUGACCUUAAGAUUUGGGUUUUUUUUGUAUUAUUAUUAUUUAUUUUUUUAAAUGCCUAUUCUACAUUUAGUCGUAAUUACGUUGUGGAGACUUUUAUACAGCAACAAGGGUGUUGAAGUCAGGUACUGGUGCAUGGCGAGGAGGCCUGGGGUGCAGUCAGUGUUCCAAAUCACCGGUUUGGGUUUCCUUUUUUCAAGUUUAGGGAAAAAAGAUGGCUAUCGCAUCCAAAAAGUCCUCUACAAUUAUGUGCCAGUUUAGGGAAGCACCACAUAUGGCUGGGAAAAAUCAGGUGUCCCAAUACUUUUGUCCUUUUAAAGAGUGAAUACUAGACUAAAGAUAUUUAAAAUGUCUAUUGUUCUAUUUGCGCAGUUGAGGUUGAACCAAGCAAAAUGGGAAGGAUAAAGUUUUGAAAACAACCAUAAGCAAGUUCUCUUGUUUAUUCAGCAUGUUGCUUUUGGAAUUGGAAAUUUUCUAUAAGCAAACGUAUUAAUGGCUUUAAGUUGGACCUGUGAUCAGCUUGUAAUCUACUUUAUGGAUUUAUUAGAUCUCGGCUUAUGUUCCAAAUUGUUACUAAUGACUACAAAAGCAUUUCGCACUAAAGGCACCCCAUUAGGAGUAGUAAAGUUUUUAAACCCCAGACUGCACUUUCAGUUUUAAUCACUCUCUCUCUCCUCUAUCUCUUCCCCGGACUUGACUUAACAACCUCUCUGCACUUUGCAGCCGAUGCAUGUGUUCUAAUGAGCUUUUAUAGGCUGAUUGCUAAACUCUAAAGUCCAGAAACGACCCACAACAGCACUUAGAAACAUUUCAAACCUUUUUAAUAGGAGUUUGUGUUUUUCCUCAGUAUAAUUAAGCAAAGCAAAUGCAAGUCCAUUUAUAAAACUAGCAAGUUCUUGCAAGUCUAAUAUAUGAAUUACUUUUUCUUUGUCUUCUGAUUUUCUUAUCUGUCUAGGAUAAUUUAUUCAUGUAUUCGGUGUCCUGCUGUGAAACUAUUUUGUAGUUACAUUUGUGUUGUAUUUGUUGAGGAAACUGAUUUAAUCAUAUCCAUGAUUGAAUGAACUAUGAUUUCGUUAAUGACCCUAUGAAUCAUUGAACAUACUCAGGGGGAAAAGUGAUUUUAUUAUGUAUCUGUGACUAAAAUAAAAUCUGUAUUCUCCAGGUU
Silurus meridionalis is the source of this 2605-nucleotide messenger RNA. It is a transcript of the gene poldip2, whose product is annotated as polymerase (DNA-directed), delta interacting protein 2. Lineage: Eukaryota; Metazoa; Chordata; Actinopteri; Siluriformes; Siluridae. The transcript has 11 exons. Gene Ontology annotation, molecular function: DNA binding. Bases 37 to 1179 code for a protein of 380 amino acids. The record is from RefSeq and is a predicted model, not a curated record. Gene Ontology annotation, cellular component: nucleus; mitochondrial nucleoid. Gene Ontology annotation, biological process: error-free translesion synthesis.